Messenger RNA from Macaca mulatta (Rhesus monkey), 1764 nucleotides. NCBI's taxonomy places the organism in Eukaryota, Metazoa, Chordata, Mammalia, Primates, Cercopithecidae. The record is from RefSeq and is a predicted model, not a curated record.
CUGGUCUUGGGGCCUGGGAAUCAAGAGUAGAGAGACUAGGGAGCUAGGUGAGGUCUGUGGUGGGGGCUAGGAUCAGAGAAAGGGAGAGAGGACAAGGGUGACAGGUGGGGGUGAGAGAUCAAAGAUGGGGCGGGAGUGUGCCUAGGGUUGUCUCUCCAUGAGUGCUCUCCUUCCCUACUCUUCCUGUUCCAGGUCUAGCGUCGGACCAUGUGGAAGUUUCUGAGACUAGGGAGCCGGAUAAUGGGGGGUGGGGCCCGUUGGAGGGUAAAGGGGCAAUAGCGUCCUUUCACAGGCUAACCCCGGCCCUUCCCCGUCCUCUGGACUAAAAUGGGGAACACAUUGGGCCUGGCACCAAUGGGGACUUUGCCCCGCCGGAGCCCCCGCCGAGAGGAACCCCUGCCCAACCCUGGGAGCUUCGAUGAGCUGCACCGGCUAUGCAAAGAUGUAUUCCCAGCACAGAUGGAGGGCGUGAAGCUCGUUGUCAACAAGGUUCUGAGCAGCCAUUUCCAGGUGGCUCACACUAUACACAUGAGUGCCCUGGGCUUGCCGGGAUAUCACCUCCAUGCGGCCUAUGCAGGGGAUUGGCAGCUCAGUCCCACUGAGGUGUUCCCCACUGUGGUAGGGGAUAUGGACAGCAGUGGCAGCCUGAACGCCCAGGUCUUGAUCCUCUUGGCAGAGCGGCUCCGAGCUAAGGCUGUCUUCCAGACGCAGCAGGCCAAGUUCUUGACAUGGCAGUUUGAUGGCGAGUAUCGGGGAGAUGACUACACAGCCACUCUGACCCUAGGAAAUCCUGACCUGAUUGGGGAGUCGGUGAUCAUGGUUGCUCACUUCCUGCAGAGCCUCACUCAUCGGCUGGUGCUGGGAGGAGAGCUAGUUUAUCACCGGCGGCCAGGCGAAGAGGGGGCCAUCUUGACACUGGCUGGGAAGUACUCCGCUGUACACUGGGUAGCUACAUUGAAUGUGGGAUCAGGCGGGGCCCAUGCAAGUUACUACCACAGGGCAAAUGAACAGGUUCAGGUUGGAGUGGAGUUUGAGGCAAACACAAGGCUACAAGACACAACAUUCUCCUUUGGUUACCACCUGACUCUGCCCCAGGCCAACAUGGUGUUUAGAGGCUUGGUGGAUAGUAACUGGUGUGUAGGUGCUGUGCUGGAGAAGAAGAUGCCCCCUCUGCCUGUCACCCUAGCCCUUGGAGCCUUCCUCAAUCACUGGCGCAACAGAUUCCAUUGUGGCUUCAGCAUCACUGUGGGCUGAGGUUGUCCAGAGCCAGCCCCACAGCAGCUGGAACCUCUGAGUCAGGUGCCCUAGGGCCAGAGACUAGGCCCCUCUCCAGAGCCCACCUUGCUGGGUGACCUCUAGGACCCAGGAGCAGAGUGGCGGAUAGGACCAUGCCCUCCUCAGAACUGGAGCUGCCACAGGGGCAGUUGAUGAGGCAGAGGUUUGAGGAUCGCCCCUCUGCUACCAGCCCCAGUAUCACCUUCCCGAUGCUCCUGUGGCUCUGGACUAAGGGGAAAGGAUUAAGGGGUAUGGCUGAAUUCCCCCGGCACUCCUUGCCUCCAGGCUUCCUUCUUCCUUUCCCUUUGGUUAAUCCUGCAUGGGAUUAGCUGACCAUCCUGUUUUCCAUCCCAGAGUCUCCCAAGGCUGGGAAAGUAGGGCUGAAGGGCUAGAUAUUUGGUCUCAGAAAGUAGGGCCCACCCAUUCCCAGAAGGAGCUUCUUUACCUCUUAGCCCUGAGGCUUCCUCCUUCCCAUCUUCUGUGCUUCCA